Messenger RNA from Musa acuminata AAA Group (dessert banana), 2366 nucleotides. RefSeq names its product ethylene-responsive transcription factor ERF053. Gene Ontology annotation, biological process: regulation of DNA-templated transcription. The coding region runs from base 587 to 1870 and encodes 427 amino acids. Gene Ontology annotation, cellular component: nucleus. Gene Ontology annotation, molecular function: sequence-specific DNA binding; DNA-binding transcription factor activity. The transcript has a single exon. Lineage: Eukaryota; Viridiplantae; Streptophyta; Magnoliopsida; Zingiberales; Musaceae. The record is from RefSeq and is a predicted model, not a curated record.
AAAAAUGUUUUUGUUUUCUUGUUGGUGGGAGGAUAAAUGCCAAAGUGGGAGGGAAUCGCUUCCGGUCGAACCGCGUGGAAUGGCCAACAGCAGCGAGACUUUGAGAUGGGUGCUGAAGGUCAGAUCGGCGUAAGUGGGGAAGGCGGGGGAGGCAAAUCUUUACAAAGCACGUGCGCGGGGGGCGGCCCUCGAGAGUCGUGCGGAUGGCCAGAUCGGCGUGCGUUGGAUCUCAAAGUCCACGCGUGCGGUCUCGUCUCAUUGCGGGACCCGCCUGAGAGGCCAAUCUAAAAAGAAUUUGCGCGGCGGGCCCCACUCCACCGACCGUGUCCGGGAGUCAAAAUAUCUGCCUCGCCCUCUUUUUCCCUCCCUCUUAAGGCGCCGCUGCUGCACCACCCCGGAGAGUCACGAGCCACAGCAUACAACACGACCACGGCAACUCUCUCUCUCUCCCCCUUCGCCUACUUCCUGCAAGCCACCCACAUCUCCCGCGGUUCCCGGCCGUCAGCUCUCCAUCCCUCUUCUUUGACCGGGGAUUUGGACUUUCUUCCGUUGGAACAAUCUCCUGGGAGCGGGCGGCUGGCUGUGUAUGGAGUCGGAGAAGAACGGUGGGAGUCGCGGGAGAAGAGAGAUGGGGAAACUGCAGCUCGUGGUGCCCGAGGGCACGCGGCGAAUUCCACCGCCGCUGGGGAGCUGGGAGGCGACUAGGCCGCUCAAGAAGAUUAGAAGCCCGGACCGGCACCGCUCUCCCUCAUCCUCUUCCAUCUCGUACUCCUUCGACGCGCUCUCUCCGGCCUGUUCCCCCCGGCCUUUUACAUCUUCGAGGCCGAUCUUUCCUUUCGCUUGCGAGGGUCCUCAGCCCGUUCUGUACGCGCCACCCACCCUGCCUCUCCCCAUUUCGAAUCAGUUUCACCAGCAACAGCAGCAGCAGAUGAUAUCUUUUGCGCGCAGUCAUCCGUAUCAAAUUGGAGCUUAUCCACCUUCUCCGUUGUUUAUGACGGAGGGAGCGGCCCCGGUGGCGAUGACUCGGCAGCAGCAGCAGAUGUAUCAGGAGCAGCUACUGAAGUACUGGAGCGAGUCGCUACACCUCAGCCCGCGGGGCCACUUUUCGGGGCAGGAGAGGAGGCGAACGCCGUCUUCGGUGUAUGCCGGAUUCUUCCGGCCUCCGAUGCUACCCUCUGUCUCAGCCCCGACGAAGCUGUACCGCGGCGUACGGCAGCGGCACUGGGGGAAGUGGGUGGCGGAGAUCCGCCUUCCGAAGAACCGCACCCGCCUCUGGCUCGGCACCUUCGACACUGCGGAGGACGCCGCCCUCGCGUAUGACCGCGAGGCAUUCAAGCUCAGGGGCGACAACGCGCGGCUCAACUUCCCCAACCUCUUCCUGGGCAAAGGCGGCGGUGGCGGUAGUAGCAGAGUUGAGGCUUCAUGUUCUUCCCUCUCGUCCUCUGCUCCUGCCACUCCGCAAGAAUCCAAGCAACACCAACAGCAGGACGAGCCCAGGCAAUCAAACAUUCCAUCUGCCGUAGCUGAGACUACAACCGGUGGCACGACCAGCUCUGUGGACUCCCCAUCGGUACUGUGCAAACCCAUCGGAAGCGAACCCGCGGCAUUCGGAACAACGGAAUCCACGCCGCAGCCGUCGGAGAUGGUAUGGGAGGACGCCGAUGCAGCAUGGUUCAGCACCUGGGGUCCGGGGAGCUCCGUGUGGGACGACAUCGACGGAGCUAACAGCCUGCUCUUCCAAUCCCCCCUCAUCAGCAUCGCUGAGUCCGACAUGGACUGCUCCAGUUGUACACCAGCAUGUCAGGAGACUGCCACCACCUCUGCUUCUUCCAAUCCUUAUUCUCCCUCCUUGUUUAUGUGGAAGGAGUGAUCACACACACUCUAUCACUAUUCAUCAUUUUAGGAGCUUAGAGAACUCACGCACGCAGGACAGUUGAUUUGGGUAGGAACAGUUCACUGGUUGCAGAUUUUAUGGGGCAGCCUGUGAACAUACAAAUCUGAUCUGCAUGCCAAGGGAUAUGAUUUAGAGCAUAGACAUUCCUCAGUGCUCUUUCAUACAUCCUUCUGCUGCUGCACUUCAGAUGCCAAUGGAUCCCUGUUUUGGCUGCUUUUUUUCCAAGCCACAACAGUAGCAGGGCACCUUCUGGUUUCUCCACACUCUUAGUUGAUCCUUGCACUUCUUAUAGAUCUUUUCACACUCAUGUCGCUUGUAGUCGUCGUAUGCAUGUAGAAGAAGUCAUUGUAGUGGGUGAUGAGGAAGGAGAAACGGAGACGAUUUGGAGUUCUCCGUUCCUUCCUUUACAGGGGUCGGAAUCGUCACCCAUGCUUUGUUGUUCUUCAAAGUCAAACAUUCAGCUUACGUGGCC